Molecule: messenger RNA, 2188 nt
Organism: Penaeus vannamei (Pacific white shrimp)
Lineage: Eukaryota; Metazoa; Arthropoda; Malacostraca; Decapoda; Penaeidae
Source: RefSeq, a predicted model, not a curated record
ACACGGCAAGACCACCCUCCUGCGUCACAUCCAGUCGAGAGCGCUCAACAUUCCUCCAAACAUUGACGUUCUUUACUGUGAACAGGAAGUUAUUGCGGACGACACACCUGCCAUUGAUGUGGUUCUCCAAGCGGACCAGAAGCGCCUGGACCUCAUCAAGCGGAGGGACCAGCUAGAGGCCGACAUGAAGAAGAAGAGCAAAAACGUGGACAUGGAUGAGCUUCAGGAGGUUUAUGACGAGCUCAAGGCCAUUGAUGCCGAUAAGGCUGAGCCCAAGGCCAGGAGAAUCUUAGCUGGUCUGGGCUUCACACGAGAAAUGCAGGGGCGUGCCACCAAAAACUUCUCUGGAGGCUGGCGUAUGAGAGUUUCUCUAGCCAGGGCCCUCUUCAUCGAACCCACACUGCUCAUGCUUGACGAACCUACCAACCACUUGGAUCUCAAUGCCGUCAUCUGGCUUGAUAACUACCUGCAGGGAUGGAAGACCUUGGUAGUCUCUACGACCAGUCUUUCUCGACACGUGUGCACAGACAUUAUUCACUUAGACCAGCAUAAACUUCAUUACUAUAAGGGAAAUUAUUCUAUGUUCAAGAAGAUGUUGGUGCAAAAGAGAAGAGAGCAACUGAAGGCCUACGAAAAGCAAGAGAAGAGAAUCAAGGAGAUGAAGUCUUCAGGAGCCACUAAGAAACAAGCUGAAAAGAAGUCGAAGGAAGCGCUGACUCGCAAGCAGGAGAAGAACAGGGCCAAGAGCAAGAAGAACGACGACGAGGACGGCCCCACGGAGUUGUUAGAGAAGCCGCAGGAGUACAUAGUGAAGUUCAAGUUCCCAGAGCCGCCCCCGUUGCAACCUCCAAUCCUCGGUCUUUAUAAUGUUAGCUUUUGGUACCCCGGCCACAAGCCCUUGUUUAAGGAAGUCGACUUCGGUAUCGACAUGGAUAGCAGAGUGGCCAUUGUCGGCCCUAAUGGAGUGGGUAAGUCAACGUUCUUGAAGCUGCUGGUGAGCGACCUAACUCCCAUGGAGGGCGAGGUGCGCAAGAACCACCGCCUCAAGAUCGGCCGCUACGAUCAGCACUCCGGCGAGCACCUGACGGCUGAGGAAUCGCCUUCCGAGUAUCUCAUGCGUCUGUUCAACCUGCAGUACGAGAAGGCGAGGAAGGCUUUGGGCACGUUUGGACUGGCAUCCCACGCACACACACCAUCAAGAACAAGGACUCGGGGAGGGCGCGUGGCCCUGGCUGAGCUCUGCCUCUCCUCGCCCGACGUCCUCAUCCUCGACGAGCCCACCAACAACCUCGACAUCGAGAGCAUCGACGCCCUCGCGGAGGCCAUCAGCGACUUCCAGGGCGGCGUGAUCAUCGUGUCUCACGACGAGCGCCUCAUCCGUGACACCGACUGCACGCUGUGGGUCAUCGAGGAGCAGACCAUCAACGAGAUCGACGGCGGCUUCGACGAUUACCGCAAGGAGCUGCUCGAGGAACUGGGCGAGGAAAUCAACAACCCCAGCAUCUCCGCCCACAACGCGGCCGAUUUAUAAACUUGGCAUCUUAGCUAUGUGACCAAGGGCUUUCUUAGGUUUUCUCAUUAUUCGGAGGACGAGGUGAACAGUGAACUUUGCGGUGGUAUUAUAUAUAUAUAUUAUUUUUCUCAGAGAGGUGUUACUUUUCUCGAAGAUGUAACGCAUUUCCAGUGACACGCAUGUUAUUCCUGUAAUUAAACCUGUAUAGGAAUAUGUGAAUACGCCACACUAUAUUAUGUAUCUUGUAUUCUAUAAACGAUCGAAACAGAAAUAAAAUAUCUUGCUUUUUAUUGUGUUUUUCAUGAUUUAAGUUGCAUUUACCUGUUAUGCUUAAAAGUCAUGUUUACAGGCAGGAUAUCUUUUAUUAUUUUUGUUUUUUUUAGAUAUUUCUUUUUACUUUAUUCUCGUUUUGGUCUAUUUUUUCAGACCCACUUGGCAUUGCUAAACUGUUGAGAAUUAUCAGCCAGAAUUAUACAAUUAUCAUGAAUUUUAAUUACCUAAUGUAAGUGUAGGUUAUUCUUGCGAAUAUAUUACUUUAAUAAAAUGUGUUGGUCAUAUUUAUUGACUCAUGCCAUUAUGGAAACUCAGAUUCCGGUCCAAAAUAAUCAGCCAUUGUGUAUAUACAGUUAUGAAUAAUGUUAAGGUCCAUUAUUUUGUUAUUAAAAAGACAUACAA